Messenger RNA from Quercus lobata, 1104 nucleotides. RefSeq lists its product as uncharacterized. The record is from RefSeq and is a predicted model, not a curated record. Gene Ontology annotation, biological process: protein dephosphorylation. The transcript is spliced from 6 exons. The coding region runs from base 1 to 1104 and encodes 367 amino acids. Gene Ontology annotation, molecular function: protein serine/threonine phosphatase activity. Lineage: Eukaryota; Viridiplantae; Streptophyta; Magnoliopsida; Fagales; Fagaceae.
AUGACGAAUUCUAAUGGAAGAAAUAAUGGUAUUGAGAGCCUAUUGGUUAAUGGCAGUUUGUCCUUUGAUCAGGAUGUGCUGGAAUUUCCAAUGAUAUCAAGAGAUAAUGCGGUUUGGUUAGAGAGACCUUUUAAGAAGGUAGAGAUUUAUGAAGUUAUUCAGAAUUUCAAUGGUGAUUUCAAUGGUCAGUUUGAGAAAAGUUUGAAUGCAACCUUCAUUACUCUCAUUCCAAAAAAAUUUGCCGCUAUUGACGUCAAGGAUUUUCGCUUAAUUAGUCUUGUUGGAGGGGUUUACAAAAUUGUUGCUAAAGUCUUGGCUACUCAAUUAUGCAUGGUCAUGACAUAUAUAAUCUCAUCUUCAAAGAAUGCUUUUGUGAAGAAUAGGCAGAUUCUUGACCCUGUCCUUAUUGCUAAUGAAUGCCUGGACAGUAGAUUAAAGACUGGUUUGCUAGGGUUACUCUGCAAACUAGAUGUUGAGAAGGCUUUUGAUAAUGUAAAUUGGGGUUUUCUUAUGAAGUUGCUAGAACGUAGUGGGUUCCCUAAUAAGUGGAGCGGUGGUUUCAUGGAAGCCCUUGGAAGAAUGUUAGACAAAGCUGUCCAUGAAGGUCGCUUGUCAGGCUUUCGUGUGGAACCUUUCAUCUUGCAGAUUUCGAGAUCUAUUGGUGAUUUGUAUUUUAAAAAGUCUGAGUUCAACAGGGAACCUUUAUAUGCUAAAUUUCGCCUUCCAGAACCUUUCAAAAAGCCAAUACUGAGUGCUGAACCAACAAUGUCGGUGCACCAAUUGGAACCCCAUGAUCAAUUUAUUAUAUUUGCAUCUGAUGGGCUUUGGGAGCUUCUUAGCAAUGAAGCAGUUAAUAUGUUUCAAAGUCAUCCACGCAGUGGAAGUGCUAGAAGGCUGGUAAAAGCUGCUUUGAAAGUAGCAACAAAAAAGAGAGAAAUGAGAUAUUCACACUUGAAAAAUGUAGACUGUGGGGUCCGGCGCCAUUUCCACGAUGACAUCACAGUGAUUGUUGUGUUUCUUGACUCAAAUCUUGUGAGCAGGGCUAGCUCAGUCUGCAGCCCUAGUUUGUCCGUUAGGGGUUGGGGGAGGAAUAAACCUGCCUGA